AUGCAAGCGUAUCGCGAUAACUUCAAGCAGACGCCUUGCCCGUCGGCCGUCGACCUGCCAGCCACAUCCUCCACGCGUCUGCCCUUCUCCCGCCAACGUGGGCGUGGCGAGCCGACGACCAGCAACACAAUCAACAACAACAACAACAACAGCACGAGCAACGGCUCCGGCGGCAUCACGCCAAGAAUGCUGAGCCCGGCACCGGGUCCGCCGGGAACGGCGGAUGCCCUGCUCCGUCAGAACCAGGAGCUGCGCCAGCGCCUGGCCGAUGAGUCGCACAGCUAUCGCAAGCGCCUGGACACGUACAAGCAGGCCCAACACAAUCAGGCCAAUCUCGUCAGCCGCCUCCAGUCGAAGAUCCAGCAGUACAGACAGCGCUGCAGCGAUCUCGAGGAGCGCAUGCACGACACCAUCAAGCCGACAACCACGACGGGACCAUGUGCACCCAAGUUGACCACGGGACCAACUGCCAGUCAGGUGCUGUGCUCGACCUCGCUGACCCUGGGUCAGAGCAGCCUGCCGUGCAGCUCUUCGCUAGACUCGCCACCGCCGAGCUGCGGACGUGAUUACUUGCAUGACGAUGCCAGCAGCGAGCUGUGCCGCAAGCUGGAGGAGGAGCACAAUCGCUGCGAGCAGAUUGUGGCCCAGAAUAAUGCACUGCGCCAGCAGCUGGAGGAAUCGAAUCGCACCAACGAGGCGCUAACGAAUGACUUGCAAAAGCUGACCAACGAUUGGGCGAGCAUGCGCGACGAGCUGCUCAUCAAGGAGGAUGAGUUCAAGGAGGAGGAGCAGGCCUUCAAGGACUACUACAACAGCGAGCACAACCGGCUGCUGAAGAUGUGGCGCGAGGUGGUCGCGGUCAAGCGCGCCUUCAAGGACAUGCAGACGGCCAUGAAGGCCGAGGUGGCCAAAAUGGGCCAGGAGAUCAAUGGCGUCGCCAAGGACAUCAACAGCUCCAGCUCCACGGUGGCAUUUGGCCAGCAGCAGGCCAAGCGCGCCGCCGACGAGGAGCUGAGGCAGACGCGCCGCCUCAACGACGAGCUGCAGGCCCAGCUGGCCACGCUCAAGGUGCAGCAUGAGAGCGCCCGGCACGAGAUCAUGGAGCGUGAUCAGCGGCUGCUCGAGCUGAUGAAUCAGCUCAAAAAGCUGGAGGAUCGCUGCGCACAGGCCGAAUCGCAGGCGGCGCUGGCUAAUCGCUAUAAUGAUGAAAUCGAGCGACUGAACAAUUCCAUGCGCGAAAUCGCGCAGGCUGUCGUCCAAGACGCCGAGAUCGCCGAUCGCGAGGCAGACGCCGAGGUCAACGGUGCCAUGCAGCACAUGCAUCUAACGCGUUAUGGAGGCGGGGGAGGAGGAGGCGGUGGCGGAGGAGGAGGAGGGGGUAAAUCGCCGCGUCGCAGUUCGACGCGCGCCUCGCUGGCCUUCGCCGAGGGCACCAUCUCGGCGGUGCAGGCGGCGCUCCACAAAUACCAGCUGGCCCUGCACGACAUGCAGGUCAAGUGCCAGCAGAGCACGGAGACGCUGCGCAGCACCCGAUCUCAGCUGGACACAAGCGAGGGCACCAAACAGCUCCUGACGGGCAAAAUGCAGCAGCUAACGGAGAAGUUGGAUGCCAGCAACUCGAAGCUAUCCGAGCUGCUGCAGGAGCGCGAGAGUCUCCAGAAGACGCUCGACGAUGUCAGAACCCAGAAACAGCAAGCCGAAAUGGGUCGUGCGGAUCUGAAUAAUGCGUUUGAGAAUUUGAGCGGAGACUUUGAGAAGUUGCAGUUGAAUUAUGGCAAGCUGCAGAAACGAAUCGAUUCCAUGGAGGAGGACAAAAAGGCCGUGGAGCUGGAGAUACAGCGCAUACUCAAGGACAAGAACAUCACCGAAUUGAAUCUGAGGUCCGAGGAGGAUCGCAGCAGUCGCCUCAGGGAGGAGACCAUUUCCCUGCGCGAGGAGCUCAACCGCGUCAGCCUGAAUCGGGAUCUUCUGGAGCAGCAGCGCAUCGAAUCGGACAAUUUGAUUAAUUUGCUGGAGAAGCAAAAAUGCGAUCUGGAAUACGACCUGGACAAGCUGCUGCUGGACAAAUGCGAUCUGCAGGAGAAGCACGAGAAGUUGUCCAACAACAACAGCUCCACCAGCGACGAGCUGAAGUCCGUGCAGAGCUGCCUGCUGGAGGCCCAGGAGGAGCGCAAGAAGUUGCGCCUCCAGGCGGCGGAUCAGGCUGGAGAAAUUGGCGAGCUGAAGAAGGAGCUGGCCGUGCUGGACAAGGCACGGCUCGAGCUGGAAACGGACAAUCUGUCGUAUAGCGAGAAGUUGAAGUGUCUGCAGCUCGAAAAGGAGAAGAUCCUGCAGGAUCUGGCCUGCAUGACGCGUGAGAAAUGCGAUAUACACAACCAGCUGACGGCCAUGUGCCGCAAGAAGGAGACCCUCAACGAGGAGCUGAUGCGCUGCCGUCAGCGCUUGGAGCAGACGACGGAGACGAACAAUCGACUGAAUCGCAACAUCGAGGACAUGGUCAAGGAUGUGGAGGAGAAGCAGGUGGUCAUUGAUCUGCAUGAAAAGGACACGCAUCGCCUCAACGAACUCUUGGCUGCCCUGCGCUCCGAGAAGGAAUCCCUCGAGACGGUGCUCUUCGACACGAAUACGACUCUGGAGGCCGUCGAGGAGAAGCGCAGCCAGCUGGAACGUGACCUCCAGGAGGCGCUGGUACGCGAGGAAUCCCUCAAGAAUCAUGUGGCUCGUCUGCAGAAGGAACUGGAGCUGUGCCAGCGCAAGGCGCAGGAGACUAAAACGCAGCUGCUGAACGCGGCCCGCGCUGCCGAGAACGACUUCAGCCAGAAGAUCGCCAAUCUGCAGGCGGCCGCCGAGGAUGCCUCGAAGCGACAUGGCGACGAGGUGCUCCAGCUGCGCAACGCCCUGGAGAAGCGCAUGCAGCAGGCGUUGCAGGCACUGCAAACCGCCAAGGACGACGAGAUCGAGAAGCUGCAGGAACGCCUCGCCGCCUUACAGGCGCACAUCGAGAGCCUGGUGCAGCAGCACGAGGAGACCCUGAUCCGCGCCGAGAACGAGAAGCAGCAAGCGCUGCUCAUGGCCCACCGGGACAAGCAGGCGGUCGCCGAGCGUCUCGAGGCGGUCUCGCGCGACCUGAAGGCCGAGCAGGAGGCGCUGGAUCGCAGCAAGCGCGAGGCGAACGCCCGCGACGAGAAGCAACGCGGCGCCAUAGCCGCGCUCAAGGAUGAGAUCGUGCACAUGCGCACCAGGGAUGAGGAGCACAAGAUCAAACUGGAGGAGUGCAUACGGAAGCAGGAGCUGCAGCUGAACAGCAUGCGGGAGGAGCGCGAAACUCUGUCCAGGCUGAGCGAGGAGCUCAAAAUGGAAAUCCGUCUCAAGGAGGACAAAAUGGAGGCAACCAACAAUGAGCUGCAGGAUGCGCUGCGAAAGACCAAAGAAGGUGAGGGCUACAUCGACAGCCUGCGCAAGGAGCUCACAGACAGCCGGCGGCAGCUGGCGGACAGUAAUAUCGAGCGGGACAAGUACUCCGCCAGCAACAAGGAGCUGCGGGAUCAUGUGAAGCGCGUGGAGAGCGCCAAGCGCGAGCAGGCGCGUGCCAUUGAGGAGGCGCUGCAGAAGAUUAACAGUCUGGAGGAGACCAAGAACUCGCUGGAAAUCGAGCGAACGCGUGUGAGCACCAUACUGAAGGAGACGGAGAAUAAUUUCACGAAGACCACGCAGGAGCUGGGCGCAACCAAGUCGCAGCUGCAUAAGACGCAGCUGGAGUUUGCCCAGAAGGACGAGGGCGGCAAGGAGCUGCAGAGCAAGCUGGCGGCGGAAACGGAGCUCAAGGAGCGGGCGCAACAGGAACUGUGCCAGAUCAAAAAACAGCUGUCGGAUCUGGAGGCAAAUCUGUGCGCGACGCGCCAGGAACUGGGCCGUGCGCGCUGUCACAACAACCAGGAGGAGCAUCGCUUCCAUGCGCGCGAACAGGAGCUGGCCGCGCGCAUGGAGGAGGCGCGCGGUCGCGAGAAACGCCUGGAGGACCAGAAGCACAAUCUGGAGGUCUGCCUAGCGGAUGCCACACAGCAGAUCCAGGAGCUCAAGGCUCGCCUGGGCGGCGCCGAGGGCCGGAUCCGGGCGCUGGACGAGCAGCUGGCCUGCGUGGAGCUGCACAAGCGCGACACGGAGCACAAGCUGAGCUCCGUGGUGCACACGCUGCGCCGCAUCGCGGGCAUCCAGGUGGACGGCAGCGUCAACCUAUCCCAUCGCCUGCUGAGUCCAUCGCGAAGGUUUAGUCCUUCGCGCAGCGUCGGGGAUUACGAUACGCGCAGCACGUCGCAGUGUCCGGAUGCGCCGGUCGAUGUCGAUCCGGAUCUGGUGCGCAAGGGCGUGCGCAACCUGAUGCAUCAGGUGGCCCAGCUGGAGCGCGAAAAGGACGACUACAAAUCGCAGCUGGGCGCGGCCCGGAAGCAGCUGCAGGACGCCGCCGAGCAGCAGCUGCGCUGCGACGCCAAGCUGGGCAAGCUGCAGGCCGUGCUGCGCAAUCUGCAGGAGGAGCGCAGCAAUCUGGAGACGGAUCGCAAGAUGAAAAUCUCGGCGCUGAAUGCGCUCGAGGAGAAGCUGAAGCAGCGCUCGGACGAAUGUCAGAUGCUGCGCGAGCGGCUCGCCCAGACCGAGAUGCAGCUGGCGGCCACGUCCGAGGAGAACGGCCAGAACGAGGAGCGCCUGGAGAAGUGCCGUCAAGUGUGCGGCAAGCUGGACAGCGAGAAGCGUGCGCUGCAGGAGGAGCUGGCCAAGGUGGAGGGACGCGCCAGCAAGCUCGAUCUGCAGCGCGUCGCCAUGGAGGGCGACCUGGCGCGCCUCCAAAUGGCGCUCCAGGAGAAGGAGUGCCACGUGCGGCAGGUGUCGGAGCGACUGGACAACCAGAAUCGCGCCAUGACCCAGCUGGAGGAUCGCUGCACCUCGCUCAAAUCCACCGUGGAUCAGCUCAAGGAGCGCCUGCAAAAAAGCGCCGUCAGCGAGACGCAGCUGCGGGGCGAGAUCAAGACGCUGCAGAAGGAGCUCUCCGAGCAGGGUCACUGCAGCCAGACGAACGAGGACAAGCUGAAGCUGCUGCAGAAGUCACUGCAAACGGCGGAGAACGAGAAGCGCAUCCUGACCGAGCGACUGGACAGCGCCCAGACCAAUCUCAACGAGCUGCGACGCAGCCAGCAGGCGCAGCUCGAUGGCAACCAGCGGCUGCAGGAGCAGGUCACCGAUCUCGAGGUGCAGCGCUCGGCGCUCGAGUCGCAGCUGCGCAUCGCCAAGUGGAAUCAGGAGAACGGCGACAAGGGAUUGAACAGCGGGAAUGGAGGCGCCGGCGGCGGCGGCGCUGGCGAGGAGGAGGAGCUGUGUCGCCAGCUGAAAUCGUCGCAGCGCGAGAAAUCGGAGCUGCGCAGCAAACUGCAAACGCUGCAGGACAAGGUCAAGCAGCUGGAGUCCGACCGCAAGAGCAAAUUCGCUGGGGGCAGCGCCUACGAUCGUGCCGAGAAGGCGAGCUCCUAUUAUGGCGGCGCCGGGGAUGCUGGUGAAUAUGACUCCAAUCGCUAUGAUGUCGGUCCUGGGGCAGCCUACAGCUGCGGCCUGGAUCACAGCAUCAUUGAGCAGGAGACGCGCGACUUGCGCCUGAAGGUGCGUCGCCUGGAGACGCUGCUCGCGGAAAAGGAAUCGGAGCUGGCGCGCUGCAAAGCGCGCAUGCAUGACACCGCCAAGUGCUCGGAUGGAUUGGACACGGAUCGCUAUCGCAGCGCCCAAAUGCAUGCCGAGAAGCUGCUCGACGCCCGCGAGCAGUCGCACAAGCAGCAGGUGCUGCGCCUCGAGAACCAGAUUUCCAUGCUGCGCGAGCAACUGGCUCAGGAGGCCAAGCGGCGACAGCAAUACAUCCUGCGCAGCUCCAAGGCCAAUCGCGAGAUGCAACAUUUGCGCAGCACAUUGGGCGACUCCCUGCGCAACGUCUCCCAGCAUCCCGUGGAUGCCCAUUUGCUGGAAAGCGAAAGCAGACGCUUGGACUCUGCAGUAUCCAUGAGCCUACCGCCGUCAACGUGUCGUGAUUACGAUCGCGAUUAAUGGAAAGUGCAAUCGCGUUGUCAUCUGGUAACUUGAUCCCGCCAAGACGUAACGUUAACUGCCAGCGUAUGGAUAAAUACGUGCAUUUAUUUUAGAGGCAAACGCUUAAGAUUACAAAAAUCAUGAUAAAAAAAAACAUAUUUAAAAUCGCGUUAUUUAGUUGACCAUUCGCAACCCUUGAAGAGCUUCAAAUACGAUUCUAGCUGUUCAUUGUCUGCCUUGAUAGACAAUCGAAUAUAGUGCGUUCCAUUUUUUCGCAUUUAAUUGGUUUUUCCUGAAUUUGGACAUAUAUCAUAUAUGACACACAAGCAUAAUUUACAAUUAUUAUACAUUAAAGGGUCACAAGUUCCGCUUCUCCUCGACAGGCAGGAGAGCACAGAACUACACAUAUAUCAUAUAUGAGCUAUAAAUCGAUCACAUAAUAAUUUAUAUAACAUUGUAUGCAUUAAUAUUGUCAUGCACAUUCAACAUUUAACUUAACUAAACUAAAUACAGCAUGUGUUCAAGAACUUACAGCAUAAUUUAUUAAAUAUACAAAAAUAAACACGUCCAAUAACACUUUAA
Messenger RNA from Drosophila montana, 6645 nucleotides. It is a transcript of the gene Root, whose product is annotated as ciliary rootlet coiled-coil, rootletin. Bases 1 to 6081 code for a protein of 2026 amino acids. The transcript is spliced from 8 exons. The record is from RefSeq and is a predicted model, not a curated record. Lineage: Eukaryota; Metazoa; Arthropoda; Insecta; Diptera; Drosophilidae.